This is a messenger RNA of Caretta caretta (loggerhead turtle), 4951 nucleotides long. Lineage: Eukaryota; Metazoa; Chordata; Testudines; Cheloniidae. The record is from RefSeq and is a predicted model, not a curated record.
GAGCAGAAGUUUAUUCUGCUGGAUCAUCUGACUCCCAGCCUGGCUGAACUUCUGGGCUGGUCUCAAAACUCUUUCUUCAUUCAGUCCACCAACGGUGAUUGCCUUUUGCAACUGCUCUGUUGCCUCUCAAUCCAGCCCUUGGUGUUUUUCCGCAUGCCAUUGCUUGUGUGUAGAACUGGAUUCGCAAAUAUUCAGUACAGGCCAUAUGCUCUCUCAUGUCACGUCCUUUUGAAAGGCAAACAUCUAUUGUCAUUUUUGCUGAACAUCAGAACUGCCCUAGCGGGUCAGACCAAUAGUCCAUCUGGUCCAGUAUCCUGUCUUCUGACAGCGGCCAGUGCCGGGUGCUUUGGAGGGAAUGAACACAACAGACAAUCUCUGAGUGAACCAUCCCAGCAUGUGGCAGUCAGAGGUUUAGGGACACCCAGAGCAUGGGCUGCACCCCUGAUUAUCUCAGCUAAUACCUGAUGCACCUAUCCUGAGGGACUGACCCUCUUCACCGGGAGCCCUGCCCUCACCAGUACAGGAGAGAUGAAGGAGCACCCAGGCCUGGCUCCUCUGGGGUGCUCAGGACAGCUGGCAGUGCCUUCUGCCCCUCCCCGUUUGCCAUCAGGGCAUUUAGGCUGCAGCAAUCUUAUGGCUUCCAUGUGCACGGGUGCGUUUGAGGGAGGGAAAGGACUUCUUGGCCCUCUUCUCACCUCAGCCACCGCUAAUGCCUCUGUGUGGUGGCAGCCACAUUUUGACCCUGUAAUAAACAGAUUGGAACGGCUUCUGCCAGGAAAAAUGUCAGGUGAGCCUAGAUGGCCCUCAGGCGGGGAAACAGGAAAUCCAAAAUACUUUACUCUCAUUUCUACCUACCAGAGACUAAAAUACACCUGCCUGGAGAUAAACCCAUCUGGCUCCUCUUUAGAGGCAUUGGUGGUAUAGUGGUGAGCAUAGCUGCCUUCCAAGCAGUUGACCUGGGUUCGAUUCCUGGCCAAUGCAGGGAUGUGAUGUUUUGGGGGGAGGGAUAGCUCAGUGGUUUGAGCAUUGGCCUGCUAAACCCGGGGUUGUGAGUUCCAUCCUUGAGGGGGCCAUUUAGGGAUCUGGGGCAAAAAUUGGGGAUUGGUCCUGCUUUGAGCAGGGGGGUGGACUAGAUGACCUCCUGAGGUCCCUUCCCACCCUGAGAUUCUAUGAUUCUAUAUUCUAUGAUACCCUACAGACGUCAAAAUCUCUUUCUGAACAAGCCCUUCCAUCUCCAAUGAGAUAUUACCCCAGGAGCUGGCUGGCAUCUACCCUCCCUUUGAUCAGAAACCUCUCUCGGUCAAGGCCAGAGGACAAGUGCUUUGCUGUCCGUGCCUGCCUGCCGAGUUGAUGGUCAGGGAUGGCUCCAGCAUGAAAGUACAUUGAAGGCGAACCCGAAGGAAACUAUUGAUCUUUCACAUGUCCCGCGCCCCAGGACAAUGAAUCCAACCCACAGGUCACAGGAUGCUCCAUUGUGAGCACAGUAAAGGAAGCUGCAAAAUAAAUGAGAAUUCAAGGAUCUCACUCCCUUUUUUCCAGGCCUCUGUUAAGAGGCAAUUGUGCACCAGGCAGGGUGGUUGGAAGCCGAAGACUUUAUGCGUCCCGUCCCCCCCACCUCCCCAUAGGGCUGGGGAUCUGUCAGCUGUGGCCUGCAGGGGAAUGGACCAAUCAGCUGCGGAUACAGAGAGGGCAUCAGGCCACGCCUCCAGCCCGCUCUGCCUCCUGCCGCUUACUCCUGGGUUCUCGCCCCCACCAAGCCCCGUCCCGACCCCUGCGGGGGCGCCUCUGGCUCCCGCGUGCGGCUCCGCAUCACCCCAUCGCCCUUGACGGCUGGCAGGGGCCGCCGGGGCCGGUGACCUUCGAGGAGGUGGCUGUGUAUUUCAUCAGGGAAGAGGGGGCUCUGCUGGACCCGGCUCAGAGAGCCCUCUCCAGAGACGUCAUGCAGGAGAACUACGAGAAUGUGACCUCGCUGGGGUCACCAAUUGAUCUGACCAGAAGAGAAGUUCCUUAUCCUGGAAUCAGGCUACCUGUGUUAACCAGGGAGCAACCCUCCUCCCCGCAUCCCAGCAGCCGAGACGGGAGGAUGAGCAAGAACGAGGGGGGGACGCCGCAGCCGCGAAAAGCCAAGCCAGAAGAACCACAUGGGAGAUUGGCAGGAAGAUAUAAAGGGAAGUUUUCCCAGAAUCGUGAGCAGGGGAAAGCCUACGAGAGGCAGUCAGGGAAGAAAGAAGGGUUGCCGAUUUCCAAAACGGAUGUGAUCUCCCAGCUGGGAAAAGGGGAAGAACCCUGGGUCCCGGAGCUCCAGGGCUCCAAGGAAAGACAGAGUCUGCGAGGCGUCUGCACGGCAGGUGAUUCGAUGGUGGGUGAGAACGCGGAGCAGAACCUUCAGGAGGAAGACGCUGAGCAAGUGGAAGCACAUGGAGGAUUAUCGCGGACAUCCACAGGGAAUGUGUCCGGACGUUGUGAGCAGGGAAAAGCUUGUGAGAGUCAGCACAGGCCAGAGCAGCAACAGGGAAACCAGCCACGGGAGAAAGUGGAUAAAUCCACUAAUUGUCAGCGAACUCACAAGAACCUCAAAGCAAUCACAGCCCAGCAGCGAAUCCCCACGGCAAAGAGAAAAAACCCAUGCACCGAGUGUGGGAAAAACUUCAGUUACCCCUCAGACCUUCUUAUACACGAGAGACUCCACCCGGGGCAGAGACCUUACAAACGCUCCGAGCGUGGGAAAAGCUUCCACCGGAGCUCAGCCCUUGUUACACACCAAAGGAUCCACCCAGGAGAGACCCCCUAUGAAUGUGCCGAGUGCGGGAAAAGCUUCUCGGUAAGCUCACACCUUAUGCGACACCAGGGCACCCACACCGGCGAGAACCCUUAUAAAUGCGCCGACUGUGGGAGAAGCUUCAAACAGAGCUCCAACCUUGUGGCACAUCAGAGAAUUCACACGGGAGAGGGACCCUAUAUGUGCUCUGAGUGCGGGAAACGCUUCACUCAGAGCUCAGCCCUCAUUAAACACCAGCGGAUCCCCAAGGGAGACGAACCAUAUAAAGGCCUGGACAAAGGUUUUGCCUCCCGCAGAGUGGCCUUGAAAGGGUGUUUGCACCAUUCGCUCACUGUGGUCUCGCAGGGGAGUCGCUUGCUUUUACAGCUUGCCCUCCGGUAAAUCCCAUGAUCCUUUCUAUCAAGUCUUCUGUCCCAUUAGUCAUGGGAGUGUGUCCCCCUCCUACCAGGAAUGUCCAUCCGCCCCCGGUGCGGACGACAGAGCUGAUCUCAACUAGCCACACUGAGGUCAAAUCUAUCUCGGCCUCAAGUCCACGGGCAUCAUUUUUAUACUGUUUCUCCUCCAGCCCACCCCCCACCUGCAAGCUGACUGGGGUGAGUCUGAGAGAUUUGCUCUUUCCCCAUCACCGUCUGGCCCCCGCCCGGCAGCAGCAGCUUCUGCCUGAGCUACACAGAGUUUGUCCUCCUUACAUUCUCCUGGGGGGCUGAAAGGGGUCAUUUCAACUGUUGGAAACAAAGUAAUUUUCUUUUAAAAAUUACGAACAAACAUUUGGCUUAGAGAAAUGAGAGAGGGGAGGCGAGCUCGACUAAUUGUUUAUCUUACUGCAACUCAAGGUACUGGCUUCCACGUUAUUUCUGUUACAAUCUUUUUUGUAUGCCUCUCCGUGGAGAGUUUUUAACCCUAUUAGAGUAGGCUCAGCUUUACAGGGGUACUUUUCUCCAGGUACGUUGAGACCAAGGUAUAUUGUUUCUCAAAAUUAUGGGGAUUCCGUUCUCUGGUAUAUCCUUAGACAACUAAGAAUGUUUAUAAAUGGGCAAAAUAAUUUGCUUUAAGGGCAGGUGUACCUGUAGGUUAUUAACGAAUAACCAGCCCGUUUAUAAUUGGGCAAAGUGACAAAUUGUAGCUAAACCCUAUGAAAAUGAAGAAAAUAUUCAGAUCUGUUCAUUAGAAGACGCCAUUUAAGGACCUGUUUUCAAACAGACCAAUUAUGAAUAUCAAGAAUUUUAAAUCCCGCUAUUUCUCUGUUUAUCAAUGUUUAGCCCUUUUCUCAUCUCCAGUAAGUCAUGGUCUGACCACUUGAGAAACUGUUUGUAUUUUAAGUGACAACACCACUUUCAAAUUCCAAUAAAAUCAAAACACGAGUUCAAAUCUAAACCCCUGGCGUUGUCCCAGCCCUGGUCUACACAACAAACUCAUGUCAGUGUAAGUGCAUUGCUCCGGGGUGUGGAAAAUCCACACCCCUGAGCAAUGUAGUUAUACUGACCUAACUCCCAGUGUAGACAGCGCUUUUCAGGGAAGUGGCGUACCUACGCCCGUGGGAGACGCUCUCCUCUUGGUAUAGCUACAGCAAAGCAACUGCAGGUGUAGACAAGCCCUCAGUUAACGUUCUCUUGCCGAUCCACGUUGAGGUUUUGGGGAGGUUUUCCUUGGGUUAGAUUCUUCUUGAGUCUUCUCUGUUUUGCUUAGUGGUCUGUGGCAGCUUGCUUACAGAGCUGGAUGGGGUGUGCUUGCUAUCCAAGCAGGAUUCUUUUAUACCCUUCUGAUGUUCAUGAAAUGAUGGGAAACCUCCCCCCCCCUCCUUCAGGCGUGCUGAGAUUCAAAGUUGGUUGUGUUCACUCUUUCGUUGACUUUACACCUUGGCUUUGGUCAGAGGAUCCCAAACCUAAUUUAUUAGUCUCUAAGGUGCCACAGGUCCUCCUCUUCUUUAUAUAAACAAUGAGAUCAGGCACGAACGUUUGCAUUUAGAUACAAAAUACUUGCAAAUAUACAUUUCAAAAGACGUUUAUUCCAUCUUAAGCAUUUGAUAAACAGCAAAACCUUUCAUUGGAAAUGUGAUGUAGAAGACACGUGAUGUAUAAAACGUGAUGUAUAAAACGUUUCUCACCGUACACGUUCUCCAAGUUUCAAGAAUGACGACUUCAGUGGGUUUACGAAAUAAAUGAAUUUCAAUAA